This is a messenger RNA of Closterium sp. Naga37s-1, 3213 nucleotides long. The record is from the annotation of a GenBank genome assembly. NCBI's taxonomy places the organism in Eukaryota, Viridiplantae, Streptophyta, Zygnematophyceae, Desmidiales, Closteriaceae.
AUGAACAAUCUGUGGACCCAGACGUGGGACGUCUCUCGAAGCUUCGCUCCUCCGCCCAGGCCGGGGGCCGCGGGAGGACCGGGAGCAUCAGCCGUCGCGCCGGCAGGCCCGGAUUUCACGGCGUUCAACGCGGAGGUGGCGGCGAUCGAGGAGGAGAUCAAGAAGGCGAACAAUGACGUCAGAGAGGUGCGUAACGCACACAACCUGACGUUACAGGAGGCGCGCGCGGAGAAGCUCGAGGAGCUCCGGAAAGACGCAGCGCGGCCGUCCGCGCAAGCCAAGAAUCGCACGAGGAAGAUAAAAAAGAUGCUGGAGGAGUUGAAGCGGAACAACGAGGCGAUUCGCAUGCGGCCCGGAAGCGGUCCGGGAACCGCGGAGGAUCGCCACCGGACGACUAUCACCAUUGGAUUGGCGGAGCGUCUGCGCGGGCUGCACCAGCUGGUGCUGGUGGUCGAAGAGGAGAUUAAUAACGAGAGCCGGAAGAAAUUACAGCGGCAUUUGUUCAUGGUGACGGGGAAACCAGCGACCGACGAGAUGCUGGAUGAGAUUCUCGAGCACGGGCAGAGCGAGGAUGUGCUGAAAAGGGCUGUGCAGAUGCAAGGCCGCCAUGCGCAAAUCAACGAAGACCAGCUGCGAGACGCUGUCGUGGACAUUGACGAAAAGAUGGACGUCGUGUUACAGGUUACCAAGGAAAUGGUGGAGCUGCAGAGCAUGUUCUUGGAUAUGGCGAUUAUGGUGGAGGCGCAGGGAGAGUAUCUGAAUCAAAUCGAGGCUCACGUGGGGGAUGCGGUGUCUCAUGUCGUGGACGGGAACAAAGAUCUCGAGAAAGCCGAGAAGAUUCAGCGCAACACGCGUCGCACGUACUGGUUGAUCGCCUCCAUUGUGUUAAUCAUCGCCUCCAUCAUCCUCGCGUCCGUCGCGUCGCUCAUCGUGUCGGCGACCCCGGAGAGCUCGCGUGGUGUCGCCGUGGGCGUGGUGAUUGUUGUGGAGAUUGCGCUUAUAGCGGGGGCUGUGCUUAUAUGCGUGGGUGGUAGAGGCAACAUUGUGGUUUCUCAUUUCCCCCCUCGCUCCCCUCUCCUCCUUCCCAUUCCUCAGAUAUUCGUGCCGCGCUUCGUACAGAUAGUCGUGCCGCGCUUCGUGCAGGUGGUGGUGGAGGUGCCCAAGGGCAGCUUCAUCUUUGUACCUCGCUUCGUGCAGGUGGUGGUGGAGGUGCCCAAGGGCAGCUUCGUCAAGCGCCAUCCUGACGGCGCCAUUGACUACGUUGGCUGCGUGCCCUGCCCCUUCAACUACGGCUCCGUUCCCUCCAUCCUCGCCCUGGACGGUACGACGUGGUACAGUGCGGCGCAGGUACCGUGCCCUGCCCUUUCUCGUGCCAUGGCACAUGGCAGGUGCACGCCAUGCUACGGGUCAUCAACGGCGCAAGGGGUGUCAGGUGCCACCCCUUUCUUUCCCCAUUCUCUCUCCCCAUCUCUUACCCCCUCCGCUUCUUUCCUCCCAAAUCCUCGUGCAGGCGACCCACUAGAUGCAGUGGUGUUGGGACCCUCCCUGCCGUACGGCCACCCGGGCACGUGGCAGGUGCAUGCCAGGCUACGGUUCAUCGUCUCGUGGGGGGAGGCACACCAGUGGAACGAUAGGGUUCAUCGCCUUUCCCCCCAGGAUAGGCACAUCAAUCCUCUCCUCUUUCCCCACUCCCAUUUUUCACACAACCCCAGGCCGUUGCCUUCUGAACAAGCACAAGCAGAUGCAGCGCAUUUUCCCUCCCCCUCUCGCCCCACGCCUGUUGCUAACCCUGGCCUGAUAGGUGCAGCCAAGGGGAUGAAAGGUACUGAGGGUGAUCAGGCAGAACGGAGGGAUGGAAGCAAGGAGAGUGGGGGAAGUGAGAUGAGGGAAGGUAAAUUGGGAGGACAGGAGGACGAGGAGGCUGUACGGGAGUUGGAAUGGCCAUUGCAAGUGGAGCCGUUGCAGCCAUCCAAGGCGUUGCAGAUGUUGAGAGCGGUGCGAUCAGGUUCCGAUGUGCAACCUUCGGCUUCAGUUCCUGCUGUGGCGGUGCCUGCUGCUGCAGAUCUAGUGUCAGUGGAGCUCUCUUUGAGGCAGUACCUCCUGCUGACUGCCUUUUUCAGAACCUAUUCGUUGUUCAAGUCGGUUAUUAAUGCUGUUAGGGGAAUCAAAGGAAAGACCUUCUUUGAUGGGUGGGAGGUGGUUAGGCCGGGGGCCGCGGGAGGACCGGGAGCAUCAGCCGUCGCGCCGGCAGGCCCGGAUUUCACGGCGUUCAAUGCGGAGGUGUCGGCGAUCGAGGGGGAGAUCAAGAAGGCGAACAAUGACGUCAGCGAUGUGCGGAACGCGCACAACCUGACGUUGCAGGAGGCGCGCGCGGAGAAGCUCGAGGAGCUCCGGAAAGACGCGGCGCGGUCUUCCGCGCAGGCCAAGAAUCGCACGAAGAAGAUUAAAAAGAUGCUGGAGGAGCUGAAGCUGAACAACGAGGCGAAUCGCAUGCGACCGGGAAGCGGCCCGGGAACCGCGGAGGAUCGCCACCGGACGAAUAUUACCGUUGGAUUGGCGGAGCGCCUGCGCGGUCUGCACCGGCUGGUGCUGGUGGUCGAAGAGGAGAUUCAGAACGAGAGCCGUAAGAAAUUACAGCGGCAUUUGUUCAUGGUGACGGGAAAACCGGCGACCGACGAGAUGCUGGAUGAGAUUCUCGAGCACGGGCAGAGCGAGGAUGUGCUGAAAAGGGCUGUGCAGAUGCAAGGCCGCGAUGCGCAAAUCAACGAAGACCAGCUGCGCGACGCCGUCGUUGACAUUGACGAAAAGAUGGACGUGGUGUUGGAAGUUACCAAAGGCAUGGUGGAGCUACAGAACAUGUUUAUGGACAUGGCGAUUAUGGUGGAGGAACAGGGAGCGUAUCUAAAUCGAAUCGACGACGACGUGAAUGCGGCAAAAUCGCACGUCGUGACUGCGACAAAAGAUCUCGAGAAAGCCGAGAAGAUUCAGCGCAACACGCGUCACACGUACUGGCUGAUCUUCUCCAUCGUGCUGAUCAUCGCCGCAAUCAUUGUCGCGUCCGUCGCGUCGAAUAUCGUGUCCACGGUGCCGGAGAGCUCGCGCCGCGCCAUCAUCGGCGUGGUGGUGGUCGCGGAGAUUGCGCUUAUAGCGGGGGCUGUGCUUAUAUGCGUCAUGACGAAGCCCCUCCAAACGCUCUUCACUUUCAAGUUCUAG